UGUGGGGUUGCCCCGGGGAGGUGAGAGGGAGAUGGGCACACUGCGGUUCUGCCCUUCAGCCCUGCUGUGAUUUAAGCACCAGCAGGUCUCCGGUUCCUCUGGGUCUGCCCCUGCCUUUCCCCCUUGUCCUUUGGUCCCCUGGGGUGUUUUCUGCCUCUCCCCACCCUGGGAAAGCUGGAGGAGCUGCUUGGCUCUGCCCCACUGCCCCCCGUCCUUGAGCAGGGGUGCUGACAGUGCCCACAGCUAACUUGAUCCCAUGGCUGGCAAGGACUGCCACCUGGCCCAAGGCUCUUCAGCAUCCCCAUGCAUGGGGCCAGUCCUGCUGUGGGCAGGGGAGGGGAAGGCACAACUGGGAUUCACCUUUGCAAGCUCUUCUGCUGGGUCUGAGUUUGAUCGGAGGCUGUGGAAACCUCUCGUCUCCUCUUCCUCUUUUUCCUCCUCCACAUCUCCUCCAUGGGCGGCCCUGCACCCUUGAACUUCCGUGCAAUGGUGGCACCGCCUGGCAGGGUGCCAGGGAAUGGCACUGCACAGCACGGCAGUGUCAGGAGCGGGCCCAGCCAAGCACCCACCCCUGGGGUCCAAGGGCUGCAGAGGCCUUUGGGAACCCUUCACCUGGAGCCUGCACAGGGUGGGGCAACUUUGGGGACACUGCUCCCUUAGGGCAAGGCUGCUGGUCCGGGGGGGGGGAGGUGUGUGGGGGGGAGGGGAGGCACUCAUCUCCUUCCACCCCCAGCCCGACCAGGACGAGGACCUGCCCAUGGGAUGCGUGGAGCCGGACAGCGAGGGGUGGCCAGGCUGGGAGGGGGCCCCAGCUGCAGCCGCGGCCCUGGAGGAGCCGUGUGGGCUGGUGCUGAGCACGCCGAGCCGUGUCCUGCGGGACAGGGAGACCAAGGAGCUGGGGCCCCACCUGCCCCCCCGUCUGCAGCAGCAGCCCUGGAGCCUGCUGUACUGCACUGCGCGGGAUGGCUUCAGCCUGAGAACCCUGUACCGGCGUGCUGGCCCACUGAGCUCCCCUGCACUGCUGCUCAUCCGAGACACCGAUGCACAGGCCUUCGGUGCGUUCUUCGCUACCACCAUUCACAGGAGCAACAACUUUUAUGGCACAGGGGAAACAUUUCUCUUCUCUUUCUCCCCAGAACUGAAGGUGUUCAGGUGGACGGGCAGGAACAACUUCUUCAUGAAGGGAGAUGUGGACCUGCUGAUGGUCGGUGGGGGCAGUGGCAGGUUUGGGCUGUGGCUGGACGGGGACUUGCACCACGGGGGCAGCUACCCCUGUGAGACCUUCAACAAUGAGAGCCUCUCGCCGCGGGGGGAUUUCUGUGUUCAGGACCUGGAGGUGUGGGGCCUGGCCUGACAGACACCGGUGCCUGGGGAAGAGCCUGAACUGAUGGCUCACGGGGCCAGUCACCUCCAGUGACCACCAGGACAGUGCUGGGGGAAGGUCACACCUGCCUCCUGCUCCCCAGCCCUGCGAAUGUCCCCAUCACACAUGCCCAGUGAAGGGUGAAGGGACAGACCCUUGCAGGAGGCCAACCCCACAGUGCUGCUGCCAUGCCAGCUCUGCCUGUAGCGCCCAAGAACCUGGCCUGGCAGGGAUGGGGCAGAGCCUCCCCAAAAGGGCACGAGUCCAGAUGAAGCAGCAAAUUCUGAGAGCAGCAUGCUGCCAGCAGGACCAAGCAGCUGGGACAGCCUCUUCCCUGCUGGCUGCUGCCAUAGGGAUGGUGACACCAGGGCUGGUGGGUGAGAGGGUGCUGACCAUCAAUAAAUGGGAAGAGACAUGCUCCAA
Molecule: messenger RNA, 1786 nt
Organism: Oxyura jamaicensis (ruddy duck)
Lineage: Eukaryota; Metazoa; Chordata; Aves; Anseriformes; Anatidae
Gene: TLDC2
Product: TBC/LysM-associated domain containing 2
Exons: 5
Coding region: 518-1354 (278 amino acids)
Biological process (GO): response to oxidative stress
Cellular component (GO): nucleus
Source: RefSeq, a predicted model, not a curated record